UCAAAUGGAAAGCUAGUUAUGUUUAAUUCAUUUCAGGCGGGUUGUGAUCAGAAAGGGAAAAGAAAAUAAGUUGGGAAUACUGCUGGUUUAGCAGAAUAUCGUUAUUUAUUUAUUUUUAUUUCACUUUAGAAUUGUUUUAACAUAAUCAUUUUUCUAAUAAUUAAUCCCGUGAGUUUUUUUUUAUUUUUUAAACCGAACACCCUGGUGUUGUGUGUGGCUCAGCUGUUAGUUGUUUCUUUGUGCAGUGGCAUUAAAGUUGGGGUCAUUUUUUAAAAUAUAUUAUUUAUUUAACUUUUUUAUGCUGCGUGAUAGCCAUUUUUGUUAUUUGAUGUUUGCAUGAUCUCCACAAACAAGCAUGGCAAAGCCUACGAGGAACAAGAAACCUGUAGACUAUUCACAUUUUGGCGAUUUUGAAGAUGAAGAUGAAGAUUUUGCCUGUGUAAAAGCACCUCCUAAGAAAAAGCCAAGAGUGGCUCCCAAAGAACCAGAGCGACAGAAAAAGCUGAAGACCACGAACAAGCCCCCUGGUCAGGAGUGUGGUGGAUCUCUGGGGAAACCUUGUGAGGAAAGGUUACUUGUGGAUGACAGGCUUUAUCAAAGGGAUUUGGAGGCUGCUUUAGCUUUGUCAAUGCUGCAAACAACUGAAGAAAACUUUGCAGUCAGUCUACCAAAAGAGAGAGAUAAUGACGUUCAUGCUGACUCUGAAGUUGCAAAGAUGGAUGGGGCCCCGUUACUUUCAAACUGCAAUAUGAAUAUUAAUCUUUUAGGCCUGAGUAAGAUCACAGAUGAUAAUGACACCUCCGGUCGUAACAAACAAAGGCAAGCAGCCUCAAAGGCAGCAGUACAACAGAGAAAUUUGCUGCUGGAUAAUGAAGGUGAUGGUGACGGAGAUCAGGAUGAGGAUUAUGAGCCAGGUACUCUAGAUGUUGGUUCAGAGAGUGACCCUGAUUUCAGUGAUGAAGAGGAGCAUGUUGAAGAGAUCUUAGUUAAAAAGGGGGCGAAAGUGAAAGAAAAUAAGGAGGAGGCCAAAUCAAAAGCACACAGUUCAAAGAAAGAAAAGAAACCUCUUAAAUCCAGGCUCGGUGCGACAGAUCUUGGUUCAGAGAGCGACCCUGAUUUCACUGAUGAAGAGGAUGAGUUCACAGUUAAAAAGGGGGCGAAAGUGAAAGAAAACAAGAAGGAGGCCAAAUCAAAAGCACAAAGUUCAAAGAAAGAAAGGAAACCUCUUAAAUCCAGGCUGAGUGCGACAGGUACACCUGCAGCUGCAAGCCCAGCUCCCACCGCAUCUCAUCCCAUAUUGAUGAAGCCCUCGAACGCGACCCUCGCAGCCUCCAAACCUCUCCAGGUUCAGAGCCCAUCCGGUGCCAGGAAGCCCAAGUGGACCCCGCCAGCGCAAAUUGGAAGAAGCCCAAACGCCUCUGAAAAUCUGGCAGUAAAAUCUCCAAGCCAAGGCCUCCGACUUGGACUGUCCCGGUUUGCCAGAGUGAAGCCGUUGCACCCGGGUGCAGCCAGUGACUGAACUCCUUUUAGCCUGGGCCCUCCUUCAAGAACCCUUUUUUCUGGAGUGUGGUUUUUAGACCUCUAUGAACAAGUUGAUGAAUUAUAUAUAUAUAUAUAUAUAUAUAUAUAUAUAUAUAUAUAUAUAUGGGAGUUCACAAAAGACAUUUGUAUAUGGGCAGCAAUAUUUGUAAAAAUAUUUUUAUAAACUACUUUCAGAAUUUGGAAUUUGGUGGAGACACUUUUAAAACUAUGUUAAAGUGGGCUGUUUUGGUUGGUUGGUUGUUUUCCCUACCUUUUAACUGAGUGGCAGUAAGCACCAGCCUAUAUACAGACUGAGGUCCAGAUCAAACCCUGAAAACAUGUAUUUACUUUUAAAUAUUUAUACCCCACUACAGAAGGUGGAGGUUAUUUAUUGUUUUGUAAUAUUUUCUUUUUGGUGGGAUUUGAGACCUCUGUAACUAAUGAAAGUGCAAAAUGGGUAGGAUUUAUGGAUUUAUUUUGUUAGCUGUAAUUACUGCAAAUGAAGAGAAUAGUGCUAUGGUCUGAGGAUUCUAAUUGCAAACCUCAGCUCAGCAACUGUAUGCUUUGAAGUUGGGUCGUCCUUGGCAAAUUAGCCAUUCAGCUGUAAAAUGGGAGGCACACAAAAAAUGCACAAUUAAGAGAUGCACCUACAUAUAAUAAUUUCAGCUUAGACACACAUUUUUUUUAUAAAAAUUGAGCAGUCCUUUGGGUACUACUUGUUGUCAGAGAGCAGAUGUAAGUUGUUUCAGGCAUUUCUGGCUGACAAAUAAAAUACAUAUAAUAAUUUAUAUAACUGAUGUAAUUGAAGUUCGCACAAUUUUCAUCCCUAAUGUGCUUAACCCCUAGAUUUUGUGACAGGCCCCUCUAUACUAAAUUGUGUCCGUCUGACCCCUAAAGAAAUAUGAUGAAUUUGAGCCCUGAUCACAUUGCAGCACAGUCGAAUACUGGCUUGUGCUCUUCCUGAUCAUAAUGAGCAGGGUUUGCUGAAUUAGCAUGCAGAAUGGGGCCAGGCAGAAUAGGAUACCCGGUGAUUUUAUUUUGAAGCACAGGCAAACUUUCUGAAAGGAAUAAUACAAUUUAAAUGGUUUAGUAUGCUCAAGAGGCAACUCGUUGCAGGUAGGAGCAGUUAAUUUAUUGUACAGGAGUUUUUUUUAUGGUUUUAAACUAUUAAUCUUUCAUUUUAAGAACUUUGUCUUUGCACUUUCUUCAAAACAGGGCUCUGUAUUUUAGCCUGAUGCUACCUAUUCUUCUACAUUUUCACUGAGUACCUUUUUAUUUUUUUCUAUGUAAGUCUUAUGUUUGUAUCGAAUUUAUAUAGAUUACUUUUAAUCUUUCAAAAAUGGAUGUAUAUUUUUUGUAAAAAAAGUUUCAAAAAGAGAAAUAGUAAUAAAGUAUUUUUUUUUA
Molecule: messenger RNA, 2925 nt
Organism: Acipenser ruthenus (sterlet)
Lineage: Eukaryota; Metazoa; Chordata; Actinopteri; Acipenseriformes; Acipenseridae
Gene: rad51ap1
Product: RAD51 associated protein 1
Exons: 10
Coding region: 356-1519 (387 amino acids)
Biological process (GO): interstrand cross-link repair; double-strand break repair via homologous recombination
Molecular function (GO): single-stranded DNA binding; double-stranded DNA binding
Source: RefSeq, a predicted model, not a curated record